AUGGACGUUAAAUCGCUACCAGAUUUCCGAUUCAUCCCAUAUCCAGUCCAGCCUAAAGAACUACUACCACCAGAUGAACCAAUUACUCUCAACACCUCGUCCUCAUGGACUUAUUGCGGACCCCUCUUGACCCUUGAAUCAUGUAACCUGCCAUCCUCCUUUAAUACCUGGGCAGAAGUCACACUCAGCGGCUCAAUAUUGCCCUCCCUAUUCUCCUUCCUAGCAUAUGUCCACGACUUCCUCACCAAAAACAACCAAUCCCACUACUGGCUCACAAUCAGAGCAAGCAAAGGAUCGAACGAAUUCGAUACCCCACGUUGGCACACAGACGAUUUAUUCUUCUCCCCACUCAAACCACCAAUAAACCAUAGACGUGAAUCGCUCUUAUCGCCAAUCACUAAUCUACUCAAACCCACCCGGACAGGAUCAACAACAAACCAAGACCUCUCAAAUCCUAUCUCACCCUCAAAUCCACAAACCAACCAUCAUGACCAUUGCCCAGAAUCUACACCCCCAACCGCACAAAUCCCAUCUACAAGCCCAACCCCAACAAACUGGAAACUCACAACAACCCUCCUAGGCCCAGGAACCUUAUUCAUCCCACCUGCAACAAACCACCUAGCCCGCGCCACUCAACAAGCCGCGAAAACAGCCGCUCGCACCGCAAACCCAAACCACAUCUGCGUCUCCGUGCGCUGUGUCGGCUGCGCCAUGGCGGCCGAGUCAGUGCGAGCACGGCUGGCCGUUGAGCUGGGCAGACAUGGAACUGUGCAGGCGUCGACGGGGGAGUGUGUUUUCUUCCGGGUUGGCGAGGACGAGGGCGCGGUGCAUUCUGAGCCGCGAUCCCAUGGGGAUCGGGUCUUUGUUAAUGUUGUUCCUGGUUAUGAGGCGGACCUUAGGGCGCUUAUGGCGAAGUGGGGGAUGGAGUAUCCGCGCGCUUGGUGCGUUGGGUUGCCGUUGGUUAUUGGGGAGGGGGAGGAGUGUUUGAGGGAUGUUGGGGGGAAGAUUUGA
This is a messenger RNA of Penicillium verrucosum, 1011 nucleotides long. RefSeq lists its product as uncharacterized. Bases 1 to 1011 code for a protein of 336 amino acids. The transcript has a single exon. NCBI's taxonomy places the organism in Eukaryota, Fungi, Ascomycota, Eurotiomycetes, Eurotiales, Aspergillaceae. The record is from RefSeq and is a predicted model, not a curated record.